Molecule: messenger RNA, 2316 nt
Organism: Apis cerana (Asiatic honeybee)
Lineage: Eukaryota; Metazoa; Arthropoda; Insecta; Hymenoptera; Apidae
Biological process (GO): septate junction assembly
Cellular component (GO): plasma membrane
Source: RefSeq, a predicted model, not a curated record
AGACGUGUUUUGGGAGUAAAAUGGCAUGGUGUGUGGAUAGUUUCUCGCUAAAUUGCACACCAGUGACACGAUAGGCAGACAGGCGGUGAACCUGGUCGUAACAAAGUCGGCAAACCGCCUGCGCAACUCGUAACUACGUACGGCGACGUAGACUCGCGUGUUGUGUCACGGUUGGCGUUCCAGUUUAACUUUGUCCGCCACACGGUCUGCAACUCCGUGUUUCUCCUUCACGUUGGACGACCAUCGCAUUUGUCACUUGUGUCAAUUGCGAGGUAUCGAUCGAAAUAUCAAUCGACUUCGAAAGGAGGAAAAUAGAAGUUGAUUUGACAAGUGUUUGCAUGUAUGGAAGAGAUUUCGAGUUUAUAAUCCACGUGGAUGGUGAGGAAGCAAAAUUUGUUGAGGAAGGUUCAAUGCGCUUGAUGAGACGAGAUUAAGAUUAAAGGGUGGGAAAAAUUGAUCGUGGACAAAGACUUGAAAUCUAUCAAACUGGGUGACGGAAGAGGAAAACAUCGUAGAGUCAGAAUGGCAGACGAAAGUCAGCAGGAGAGUCAACCUGCGCAUAAGGAGCGGAAAAUUAUGAAUUAUUUGCCAUUUUCGCUAAAAAUUUUGGAAAUCAUACUAGCUGUGUUUUCGAUCGGAUUAAUCGUGGAUCCAUUGAAUUCGUUCCAAAAAUUUUUGAUCAAAUCACAUUUCAAGCUUGACGAUGCUGCGAUAAUUUACAUCACUAUCGCUGGUUACAUCAUAAUCAACACGCUCUUCAUCAUUUGCCAAAUAUUGGGUGAUCGAAUACCGAAAAGAACGUUAGUAAUAUUUUCCUCGGUUGGGGCGCUUCUCCACAUCGUCGCUGGGAGCGUAAUUGUUUAUAAUUGGAGGAAGAUUCUCGGCCCUUAUUACAACAACAAUGAAUUCUAUCCGAGCAAGCAGUACAUGGACAUGUUCAUAUCUGGGGCCGUGUUCACAUUCGCAAACGCGGUCGUUUUUAUUCUAGAAGUUUUCUUCAUCAUCAAGUUCUCGUCGAAAAGCACAGAGUGAAAAUUUUGAAAUGACGAGGAAGAGGAAAAUAUUUUUGCAAAGAUUAUAUACUUAAUGAAUAAGUUAUUAAUAUUCCAGAAAAAUAUAAAUAUUUAAUAUUACGUAAAUUUUUCGAGAAGAAAAAGAUCGAAGAAUUAUUGUUGUAAGGAAUAAUGAUUAAUUUUUGACGACGUUUAAUGAUUUUAGACGUUUAAAACAUCUUUUUAGAAUAUAUAUAUAUAAGAGUGUGAAUGGUAAGUGUGUAAAAUAUAUCAUAGUUGGUAGGAAAAAUUUUAUUUUAUCGCAAUGAUUAAUAAUAAUAAGUACUUUUGGAGAAUGGUAGUUGCAAGAAAUUAUGGAAUAAGGAAGAGAAUCGAAGAAAGAUGAUUUUCCACCAAAUGUGUUCUAUAUGAUACAUUGAAAAAUAAUACGAAGAAAAAAAAAUGAUGUAUACCGAAAUACAAUUUAAAAAUAAUUCACAAGCCAAAUAAUAUUUAAAGAUUAAAUGUAAGUCUUGAUUCCGUCCAAUUUUUAAAAUAAGCAUAUAAGUUAAGUAAUAUUUGAUUAGAUAUAAGUUAGACAUAGAAAUUUAUAGAAAAUGUACAAAUAAAGUAACGAAUGAAUUGUACUUUGUAGAGAAUUAGAUUUUAUGAAACAUAGCUUUAAAUGAUUAGGAUAUAAUAAUAUUUUGAAUUGAUAAUUUCAUAGAAUUUUUCAUAGUUGGUAUACCUUGAUCAUCAAUUUUUUAGAAUUAUAGUAAAUUUAGUAAUAGAGAAAACUAAUAUCCAAAGAUUUUCUAUGUAUACGAAAUAUUAUUAUAUAUUUUUUAAGGAAGCUAAUAAAGAUUCCACCGAAAAAAAAAAAUACGAAUAAAAAUAUUAAAAAUAUUACUUAUAUUCUUACUUAAUCCAAAGUUUGUACGAUUAGUGUAGAAUUAUGUGUAAUAAUAUUAUAUACAUUUCUUACUCUCAUUAUACAUUUUAUGUAUGCAACAAACCUCAGAAUUGCCAUGAAUAUUCUUAGAUAAUUAGUAUAUAUAGAGGAUUAUACUUUUUAUACUUGAUAAUUGUAAUUAAAAAUAAGACCAAAAAUUAAAAUUUGCCUUUAUAAAUAUUUAUCGAUUUAUAGAUCUAUUUAUAUAGAUUUAACAAAAAUGAACGUCUCUUUAUCAAAAUAUAUUCCGUCCAAUUGUUUGCAAUAAUGAAAGAUGUCCACGCAAUCUUUCCUAUUAAUAAUUCGAAAUUUUUGUAAUAUAAUUUUGUAAGUGAAAUGUAAGGAUAUAUCAAUAAAGAGUGUUAAAAUAUA